AGGCCUCUUCUGGGUUCUGAGCUUCUUGCCGACCAAGCAGCCUUCCUUGAAGAUGGGUAUUGUCUGUCUCCUCACAACUACAACAAUAGAUUCACGUGCCCGAUGAUAGCUGCUACUCCUCGACGAGGCAUUCACAAUCAACAGCUCAGCUCAUGGAUUUAUACCCCUAUCUCGGACGUCCAUGAGGUACGAAGUUGGUCCGAGGAAGUCCUCACCGUCCAACUCGAUACUCCGACCGCCCCUUCUUCGAUGGUGAAGAAACUGAACUCUAGCAGACUCCCAUAUGUUCUGCCAGACGGACGGAAGCUAUUCUUGCGAGUGUAUCUAAUACGUCCCGUCACCGCAUUGAACGUGUUCGGUAUCUUUCUCCACGGAACACAUGCGCUCAUGGAUGCAAGACCGACACUUAACCUAUUUCAUUUGAUGCUCGAGUACAUGUCUCUACCCCAAGCAAUCAGUAUUGCAGACCUUCCUUGGGGUACAGAGUACAAGAGCCUUCCGCCCGGUCCGAUGACCGCAACAGGGGGACGAAGAAAGGAAUGGGCUUCUGAGGGACAAGACCUCCUGCAGAAGGUCGCAAAGAUGUACACACAUCCAUACCCUGGGAAUAUAGUCGAGAGUAGAACGGCCUCAAUUGCCGACAAUGACUUGUCACAGAGGCUAGCGGUGAAGCUUACCGGUAUCGAGACCUCCCGGAUCCUUCAGACCCUGAAAGACCUGGGAUAUUCCUUCACUCAUCUCUUAGAAGCUGCAGUCGCUCUUGCUACAUUCACACUCCGGCCCAUACCCGCAGAAUGCAGCUCGAUCGCCCAUGUCACAUAUGAUAGUGCAACUAUUUCUACGACUGGACGUCUAUGUCCAGAAUAUGAAACGAAAUCCCGGUUCCUCUCGUCCUUCGUCUUCGUCCCCAUCAGGAUCAAUUGGAGCGAGCUAUCAGAGCUCAAAGGGAGAGCUCAGGUAAUCCAAGCAAUGAAGCAGUCGAAAGCCCAGUAUUCCGCCUAUCUGGCAAACCCGUGUCUUGUGCAGCUCACGGCAGAGCAGAUGCGGUUAAGUCCUCCGCAGCAGGAUAUCGUUAGGGGCUCACCCAACGCUCCGGUUGUCGUCAAUCUUGGACGUGUCGAGGAUUACCUUGCUAGCUCUUGGCCCAGUAGCCAGUCCUCGUCAGCUUGUCCGCUCUUCAGAAUAGAUGACUUCUUCCUUGGACUUCGAUCAACGCAUACUCACCCGUAA
This is a messenger RNA of Dichomitus squalens LYAD-421 SS1, 1230 nucleotides long. RefSeq lists its product as uncharacterized. The record is from RefSeq and is a predicted model, not a curated record. Lineage: Eukaryota; Fungi; Basidiomycota; Agaricomycetes; Polyporales; Polyporaceae. The transcript is spliced from 4 exons. The annotation marks the transcript as partial.